Messenger RNA from Exaiptasia diaphana, 2818 nucleotides. Its product is annotated as ATP-dependent RNA helicase DHX33. Gene Ontology annotation, molecular function: ATP binding; RNA binding. The record is from RefSeq and is a predicted model, not a curated record. Gene Ontology annotation, cellular component: intracellular anatomical structure; nucleolus. The transcript is spliced from 5 exons. Lineage: Eukaryota; Metazoa; Cnidaria; Anthozoa; Actiniaria; Aiptasiidae. Gene Ontology annotation, biological process: positive regulation of transcription by RNA polymerase I. The coding region runs from base 42 to 2168 and encodes 708 amino acids.
CUUGUGGUACGUUUUCAACGGUAUUUGAUUCAAUCUCCGCCAUGUCAUUGUUGAGAAACACAGCUAACUCGGGUAUCAAGCGUUCAAUUUCAGAGUCUGAUGGUGUUGUACCUGUUAAGAGGUCKCUUUCYCGYUCGUUUUCUUUGUCAAACAAUCAAAAUGGCCACCACCAUCACCACCGUCAUUYACACCAUGGUCAUCAUCGGGACAAGAACAAGAACACUGCCAUCAUGCACCAACGGUUUAACCUUCCUAUCUAUCCGGCAAGGAAAGCGUURAUAACAGARAUACGUAGUAAAGACAAUGUUGUWGUUGUUGGUGAAACUGGCAGCGGAAAAACAACGCAAAUACCGCAAUAUUUGUAUGAAGCAAAGUUUGCCAAAGAAGGGCUGAUAGCCUGCACUCAACCACGACGAGUUGCUGCUAUUAGUAUAGCUCAAAGAGUAGCUAAGGAAAUGGCCGUUGAAGUAGGUCAAGAAGUGGGCUAUACUGUAAGGUUUGAAGAUGUAACAUCACCCAGAACUAAAAUCAAAUACAUGACUGAUGGUAUGCUCCUUAGAGAAGCAAUUGGGGACCCCUUACUGAAAAGAUAUGCUGUUAUCAUACUUGAUGAAGCUCAUGAGAGAACCAUACACACAGACGUUCUCUUUGGUGUUGUGAAAGCUGCACAAACUAUGAGAAAACAUCAAGGACUUCAUCCUUUAAAGAUAAUCAUCAUGUCUGCUACUCUAGAAGCUGAACACUUUUCCAGAUACUUUAGCAAUGCUGAAGUAUUGUACAUAGAGGGGAGACAGCACCCCAUACAAGUCAUGUACACAGCCGACGCCCAAGUGGACUAUAUACAUGCUGCACUAGUCACUAUUAUGCAGUUACAUCAAGACCAACCACCAGUAGGUGAUAUAUUGGUAUUUUUGACUGGUCAAGAAGAGAUAGAAUCCUUAGCCAGAUUAGUCAGUGAUUGUGCAGAACAUUGUUCASCAGAUUGCCCAAAGUUGGUAGUAUGUCCUAUGUUUGCAGCACUACCAUCAAGCCAACAAAUGAAGGUAUUUCAGCCAGCAACACCCUGGACUCGUAAAGUGGUUUUAUCAACUAAUAUAGCAGAGACAUCAGUAACUAUUCCUGGUGUGAAGUAUGUAAUAGAUACUGGUUAUGUCAAAGCUAAAGGAUUUCACCCUAAGACAGGUCUUGAUAUGCUGCGAGUUCAGCCAGUGUCCAAGGCACAGGCACGUCAGCGACUGGGCAGGGCUGGUCGAGAAUGUAGUGGUACAUGUUACCGGUUGUACACAGAAGACCAGUUUGACAAACUGCAAGAAAUGACUAUACCAGAAAUCCAGCGCUGUAAUUUAGCUAGUGUUAUACUGCAACUUGUUGCAUUAGGAAUCAAUGAUGUUGAAAAAUUUGAUUUUAUGGAUAAACCUGAUGGAAAUGCCAUUAAGAAGGCUCUGGAACAACUCUCUCUUCUGGAUGCUUUAGAAAAACAGCAGGAAGGCUAUAAGCUUUCUUUUAUUGGUCACAAAAUGGCAAACUUUCCCCUAGAGCCCAGACUAUCUAAAGUUAUUCUUGAGGCAGAGAAACUUGGAUGUACUGAAGAAAUUCUAACAGUUGUUGCACUUUUAUCUGUGGACUCAAUAGUUUACACUCCACACAACCAAAGAGAACGUGCAAACACUGUGCGUAAGAAAUUUCUGUCAUCUGAAGGAGACCAGAUUUCUCUGCUGAACAUCUACCGUGCAUACAAAUCAAGUGGAAUGGAUAAGACCUGGUGUCAUGAGCAUUUUAUCAACACUAGGGUCAUGAAACUUGUYAUUGAUAUUCGUAAACAACUACGAGAGAUCUGUGGGAGGCUAGAUAUCAACUUGAAAUCGUGUGGUAAAGACACUGGGCUGGUACGGCAGAGUAUUGCUAGGGGAUUGUUUAUGAAUGCUGCAGAGCUGCAACUUGAUGGCACUUAUCAGACUGUUACACACCGUGAGACAGUAGCCAUCCAUCCGUCAUCAUCAUUGUUCAUGUCAAAGGCACCAUAUGUAGUAUAUAAUGAGUUAAUUCAUACUUCAAAGUGUUAUAUGAGAGAUGUCUGUUUGAUAUCUCCUGAKUGGCUGCUUGAGGCUGCACCAAAGUACUUCCAGGAACAUCGCAUUAAACCACUACCAACCUCAUUGCCGUCAUAAGACAAAAUUACUUCUACUGUAUCCUUGCAUAAAUUAUAAGACCAUAAGACAARAUUACUUCUACUGUAUCCUUGCAUGCAUUAUAAGAGCAUAAGACAAAAUUACAUUUUAUUUGAGGCAACUAACUAUGGCUAGAAUCCUUACCCACAUUGUAAUGGUAAUGCCCUCAGUGUUUAUACUCAUAGUACUUUGGUGUUAAGAUAAUAAUUUUUUUUCUUUCAUAUUUACUUACAAUGAGAGUACUUUCUUGUUCAUCCUACCAUUCUUGUAUAAAAUCUCUAAACCAUAUCCUGUAUUCAUGCAGAAAUAUGUUGAACCAGCUUAAACCAGUUUAUUAUCAAGAAACAAUUUAAUCUAUAUUUUCUACACAUCAUGUUUUAGGUAGAGAGACACAAUAUGAAUAUUUGCUUGCAAUAUACGACUUCCAGUCUUAUGACAUCAUUCACUGUAGUUAUCUAUCGUUUUACCUGGCUAGUAUAGUAUAUGAUCAAACUGGGGCAUGCGCACACACGAUACUAGGCGUACGUGAGAACGAUAAAGACUCUAUGUAAACAGUUGAUUGAAAUAUAUGAAAACCACAGAUUACAAAAUAGUAAACAUUGAUAAGAAAUAAAAAAUACAAAGUUAGAAUAAAAAUAGAUGAAAAAGCA